Molecule: messenger RNA, 1056 nt
Organism: Coccomyxa subellipsoidea C-169
Lineage: Eukaryota; Viridiplantae; Chlorophyta; Trebouxiophyceae; Coccomyxaceae
Exons: 6
Coding region: 1-1056 (351 amino acids)
Biological process (GO): DNA repair; DNA alkylation repair
Cellular component (GO): nucleus
Molecular function (GO): dioxygenase activity
Source: RefSeq, a predicted model, not a curated record
AUGACCCCCAAGGUGUCCAUUGGUGGCAGCAGCCCGGAGCUCAGAAGCCCCUCAUAUUCGGGCAAAGGCAGCAAGAAGGUGCCAGUCAGCUAUGAGGAGCUGCAGAGGGAGGUGCCCAGUGAGAUGGUGCAGAAUGUGCUGCCAAAGAAACUGGCGGACAGACUGCUGAGGCAUCUCAUUGCGGAUGCGCCGACAUGGCACCGCGGCCAGUGGAUCAUGUUUGGCAAAACACAUGCCGCGCCGCGGACCAGCUGCUACUAUAGCCUUGCUGAUGGCCAGGAGGAUGCGGAGGAGAGCGACGACUACAAGGAUGUGUCGCAGCUGGUGGACAGAAGGGACGCCCCCGCAGACCUGCGCGAGGCCGCGCGCAUCAUCGAUGACGUCGUGCGGCGGCUGGGUGCGAGCCGGGAGCCCGAUCUGGCGCCCCGUGACCGCGGCGGCGGCUGGUCGGCCAGCUACGCGCUCGCCAACCAUUACGCUGACGGCCAGGAGACCGUUGGCGCGCAUGCAGAUCGGCUGACGCCGCUGGGCAAGUGCCCAACUAUCGCCUCGCUCAGCCUAGGUGCCACGCGCAUGUUCCGCCUCAAACGUGCAGACCCCACAGAGGCACCUAAGGAUGCUGGAGGCAGCAACAGCGACGCUCCAGGGACAAGAGAAGCAGAGGGCAGGGAGGAGGACACUGCGCAGUCACCCACCAGGACAGCUCCGGCUGCUGGGGCCAUCAACAGUGUGGACUUCUGCUUGGAGCACAACACACUGGUCAUCAUGUGGCCUCCCACACAGGAAGAAUGGCGCCAUGAGGUGCCUCGCAGCAAGAACAUGGGCCGGCACCCGAUCAGCGGCGCGGCGCGCGUGAACCUGACCUUUCGGCGGCUGGACCGGGCAUCGGCCGCGCGCGCGCCGCUGUGCCGCUGCGGCAAUCAGGCGGUGCUCAAGGCCAGCUUGAACAGGCGCCCCCCAGCUGGCAGCCAUGCGGCCUGCCAGCAGGGGUAUUACUUCGCAUGCGACAACACCAAGGGCAGCUGCGGUUUCUGGCGCUGGGACGACGAAGCCUGA